Molecule: messenger RNA, 2066 nt
Organism: Vombatus ursinus (common wombat)
Lineage: Eukaryota; Metazoa; Chordata; Mammalia; Diprotodontia; Vombatidae
Gene: SYT8
Product: synaptotagmin 8
Exons: 8
Coding region: 855-2066 (403 amino acids)
Biological process (GO): regulation of dopamine secretion; regulation of calcium ion-dependent exocytosis; calcium ion-regulated exocytosis of neurotransmitter
Cellular component (GO): dense core granule; synaptic vesicle membrane; axon
Molecular function (GO): syntaxin binding; phosphatidylserine binding; calcium ion binding
Source: RefSeq, a predicted model, not a curated record
GCUCUUCCUCUUCAGAUCCCUUUCCUUUCCCCCUCCAGCCCGGCUUCCCUGUUGGGUCACUUAGCCUGUUCCCCCUAUCAAGGGAUCUACCAUGUGCCAAGCACUGUCCUAGGCACUGGGGACACUACAGGCCCUUCCAGGUCUCCAGGUCCACGAGCCUGGCCGGAAUGAAGUUCAGAGGGGGGAAUAUAGCGGCUGCGCUGGGAGGACAGAACACAGGCUAGCGGCUGCCCUCAACAAGCUUAUCCUCUAGUCAAUGGCCGGAGAAGGAAUGUGUAAAUUGCUGAAGACAUCAGCCAUAGGAAGUCACGUGGGGACGGGAAGCAGAAACGACUGGGAGAUCAGGAAAGGCCCCAUCUGUGGAGGCAGUGCCGCCUGAGCUGAGCCUUGAGGGGACCUAGGGAUUCCCCAAGUUAGAGGGAAGGAAGGAGAGAAUUCCAGCCAGGCACAGCCUGUGCAAAGGCAUGGAGGUGGGCAGUGCUAUGUCCUGUUUGGGGAGUCUGUUCCUUCUGUCUGCCUUUUUCCUUCAUGCCUCAGUUCCCUAGGAAGCCUUUCUGGGUAUUUCCUACGUGUUCAGGUAUAUUUAAGAGGGGAGGGAGUAACCCCACCCUGCUGUGUCCCCCAGCCCCAUCCCUCUCUGUCCUGGCAGGUACGGUGACUAAGGGCCUGGCCAGCAGCUUUGUUGAUUGAUUUCUGAAUCUAGUGCCUGCAGCCCCUAGAGUUCUUAAUUCAUCAUGGCUCCCUGUCUGCUCCAAGGACUCUGGAGCAGCCAGCCCCCGCUGGCCGAUCCCCAGGGAACACUGGCUGUGCGGCGGGUGGGCCAAGGGAGGCGCCCCUGACUACUCCCCGGGCCAAUGGGCCGAUGUUUCCUCCAGGUCCCAAGGAACAUGACUACGGAGCAUCAGACAAGCGUGGGCCUCUCCUUUGCGUCGUCCCCUGCGCAGACCCAGGGUACACCAGGAUUCAUCCAGGAUGUCUGGGACAAGAUUCCCUUACCUCCAUGGCUACUCAUCACUGUCCUUGUGGGAGCUGCCCUCCUGCUGGUCUCCUGCCCACUCUGCAUUGUCUGCUGCUGCUGCCGCUGCUGCCGGAGACGAAGGAAGAAGGGGGCGAAGGAGACCGUGGACCUGGGCAGGGCCUCAAACUCUACCAGUACCCACCUGGUGCAGCCUGAUGUAGAUGACGUGGAGCUGGGGCUGCAGGGCCCGAAGAGGGGCCGGCUGCAGGUCUCCCUGGAGCACAACUUUCGCAGCCAGGAGCUGAGGGUCGGCCUGAAGCAGGCGGCCGAUCUGAAGGCCCCGCAGGCCGCUGGUGUGAUUGACCCCUACGCCAGGAUCUACCUGACCUCAGACCCCCAGAAGAUUCAUGAGACCAAGGUGCAUCGGCAGACGCUCAGCCCCGUUUUCAAUGAGAGCUGUGUCUUCCAGGUGUCCCAAGCUGAGCUGCCCGAGGCCAUGCUGGUGAUCCAGGUCUUGGACUUUCACCGCUUCUCCCCCCACGCCUCCGUGGGGGAGCUCCUGAUUCCCCUGGGCACCAGUGACCUUCACCACGUCCUGGAGCAGUGGUACGAGCUGGGGCCACCAGGCCGGGCCCAGCAGGAGCAGAUGGGGGAGCUGUGCCUCUCUCUCCGCUACGUCCCCAGCACGGGGAGGCUGACGGUGGUGGUCCUGGAGGCUCGAGGCCUACGGCAGGGGCUGGCAGGCUUCUAUGUGAAGGUUCAGCUCCUCCUGAACAGGAAAAAGUGGAAGAGAAAGACGAGUGUGAAGGGAAACACAUCCAGCCCCUACUUCAAUGAAGCCUUCACCUUUCCCGUGCCUUUCAGCCAGAUCCAGAAAGUGGACCUGCUGGUGUCCCUCUGGGGCCGCAGCAGCAUGUCGAGGGGGGAGCCCUUGGGGAAGCUCCUCCUGGGCUGCCGAGCCACCGGCCACCAGCUGCACCACUGGUCGGACAUGCUGGCCCACGCCCGGCGGCCCAUAGCCCAGUGGCACAGGCUGCAGUGCUCUGAGGAGGUGGGCAAGGCACUCCAGCUAAAGAAGGGCCUGAGGCUCCCUCUGCCCGGCUCCUAG